GCUUUAUUUCGGGGCCGCGUUACCCUGAAAGCGCUCAAGUUGGUGCUUUGAUGCCCCGAUUGCUCCGCCGCUCCUUCGAAGUAUUUUAGGGAUUUGAUUACGUAGUGUCGAGUUAUUUCUAAUUCCUAGUGACCGCAGACAGGUUUUCUCCAUAACGAUCUAUCCCUACCCUGGCCUUUGGAGUCGCGGUGACAGCCAUCGGCUCUAUAACCGAUUUUAUAACCGAAUCCUAUAAUCAUUUCUCGCUGAUGUCGUUUUUCGUUUCACCUUUCCCAACGUAACAAUAGCUGCAAAGAAAACUUCCUUUUCCCUGCCUUUUAUCCAAAGAGUUUUAAUUUUAUUUAUGCCCUCCAACUAAUGGUAUCCCCUUCUCCGAAACUUAUGAAGAGGUGCAAGAGGUUAAAUGCAGGCGCCAUGGGCCGGCCACCCCCUUUAAAACGGGUUGUGUUUCCCAGCAGGAGCCCUGGGAAGGGAAGGGAAGAAAGCGGUCUUAUUGAAUAUAAUGCGAGGCUCCGGAACAGAACGGGGGGGGGGUUAAAGCCGCGUGAAUUUCUUUCUCCCUUUUCCCUGCGCAGGCCUUGACGCCGAGGUCACCAGGGGCCGCUCUCAGCCUGCUGGCUGCUGCCCGGCUGCAGUACUUUCCUCCGAUCUUUGCCGCGGCUUCCCCUUCCGGCCAGCAGAGGUUGCGGGAUGGCGGCCGGAGCGAGCGGGGAGCAGAGCAGCACCAGGGAGAAGCUGCUGGCUGCCUUGGACGAUCUGGAGUUGCUGGCCAGAGAACUGAUUGAAGUUUUGGCAAUUUCAAGAAAUCAGAAGCUAGCACAACCUGGGGAAGAGAGCCAGAUCCUGGAAUUGUUAAUUCAUCGGGAUAAAGAGUUCCAAGAAUUGAUGAAACUAGCUCUUGAUCAAGGGAAAAUCCACCAUGAAAUGCAGGUAUUGGAAAAAGUUGUAGAGAAAAGAGACAAUGAUAUUCAGCAGCUUCAAAAACAACUGAAAGAAGCAGAGCAUAUUCUGGCUACAGCUGUUUAUCAAGCAAAAGAAAAACUGAAAUCAAUAGAAAAGGCAAGAAAAGGUGCUAUUUCGUCUGAAGAAAUAAUUAAAUAUGCUCAUAGAAUUAGUGCCAGCAAUGCUGUUUGUGCUCCUCUAACUUGGGUGCCAGGGGAUCCUCGAAGACCAUAUCCAACUGAUUUGGAGAUGAGGAGUGGUCUUUUGGGUCAGAUGAACAAUCCUUCAGCAAAUGGAGUUAAUGGACACUUACCAGGAGAUGCACUUGCAGCCGGCAGAUUGCCAGAUGUACUUGCACCACAAUAUCCCUGGCAAUCAAGUGACAUAUCAAUGAACAUGCUUCCUCCUAAUCAUAGCAAUGACUUUAUGUUAGAACCUCCUGGACAUAAUAAGGAGAAUGAGGAUGAUGUAGAGGUUAUGUCAACAGAUUCCUCAAGUAGCAGUAGUGACUCCGAUUAGGGCCUGCAUCUGAAUCACUUGAUCAUACCAGCGAAUACACAUUCUGCAUUCCAGAUGGAGGCUGAGGUACCAAGGAGGAAACUUAAAAAUUCAUGAGAAUCAUUCUCUUGUAUUUGAUGAAUAUGACUUUGUCCCGGAAUUUCAGAUAAUUGUUGAAAUAGGGUGAUGGUAGCCACUGGAAAUAUGUUAUGCUCUGACAUAAUUUAUUUUGGUAUGUGUUUACUCAUAAAAAUGUUUUUGCACUAAAUAAAUAUCUAUGAAAUUGCAA
Messenger RNA from Thamnophis sirtalis, 1729 nucleotides. Its product is annotated as mediator of RNA polymerase II transcription subunit 4. Gene Ontology annotation, molecular function: transcription coregulator activity. The record is from RefSeq and is a predicted model, not a curated record. Gene Ontology annotation, biological process: regulation of transcription by RNA polymerase II. Lineage: Eukaryota; Metazoa; Chordata; Lepidosauria; Squamata; Natricidae. Gene Ontology annotation, cellular component: core mediator complex; mediator complex.